Messenger RNA from Oryzias melastigma (Indian medaka), 1049 nucleotides. Its product is annotated as zinc finger BED domain-containing protein 1. The transcript is spliced from 2 exons. The record is from RefSeq and is a predicted model, not a curated record. The coding region runs from base 129 to 779 and encodes 216 amino acids. NCBI's taxonomy places the organism in Eukaryota, Metazoa, Chordata, Actinopteri, Beloniformes, Adrianichthyidae.
GGAAAAAGAGUUCGACUGCCCAACAGACGUCUGUUUUUAAGAGUUUUGCUAGUGGAACCCCCUACGACAAAACGUCUAAGCGGCACAAGGAAAUAACAGAGGCCAUUUCCACUUUUUUGGCAAAGGACAUGAUGCCCAUAAACUUAGUAACCCGACGUGGUUUCCUCAACAUGAUUAACAAACUGGACCGGAGAUAUGACAUCCCGUCGCGUAAUUACUUUUCCCAAGUCACGAUUCCCCAGUUGUAUGAAGGAUGCCGGAUGACAGUUGCGGAAGAAUUAAGCCACGUUGGAUUUUUUGUAAGUACCACAGACCUGUGGUCAAGCUGGACGACAGAACCGUGCUUGAGUUUUACGGUGCAUUUUCUCACUAUGGACUUCGAAUUAAAAACACGUUGUCUGGAGACCGUCUAUUUCCCGGAUUCGCACACAAGUAAAAACAUAGCGCAGGGAUUACUUGAUGUGAUCACAAGCUGGAAAUUUGGAGAAGAGCAGCAGGUGUGCAUCACCACAGACAACGGUCCCAAUGUCGUGAGAGCCACGGAGCUGAACAAGUGGGUCAGGCUUCAGUGUUUUGGACACAGGCUACACCUUGCAAUCGAAAGUUCCAUCAAAGAUGAUGCUCGCAUCACUCGAGUCAUUGGGCUUUGUAAAAAGUUAGUUGGACAUUUUUGUCACAGAUGGAAAGCCAAGACGGCAUUGAAAAAAUCCCAGAAGUACCACAACCUCCCAGAGCACACGCUGCUCACUGAAUGUCCAGCAAGGUGGGGUUCCAGUUAGAAGAUGGUUGAAAGAGUCCUGGAGCAGCAGUGGGCCAUUUCUGAUGUCCUCUCAGCAGACAAGAAAUCAAGACAUUUGAUUCCUACAUGGCAGGAUCUUGACAUGCUGGAAUCCAUCAAUUGGGCAUUACAUCCUUUGCAAGACUUCACAGAUGCUCUGUCAGGUGAGAGUUAUGUUAGUGUUUCAUACGUGAAACCAGUUCCCCAUCUGAUGAAGACAUCAGUGCUUGCUGAAAAGGACACAGACAGCGACUUGACAAAAUCCAUCAAG